Molecule: messenger RNA, 2534 nt
Organism: Anthonomus grandis grandis
Lineage: Eukaryota; Metazoa; Arthropoda; Insecta; Coleoptera; Curculionidae
Gene: beta-PheRS
Product: phenylalanine--tRNA ligase beta subunit
Exons: 13
Coding region: 146-2155 (669 amino acids)
Biological process (GO): phenylalanyl-tRNA aminoacylation
Cellular component (GO): cytoplasm; phenylalanine-tRNA ligase complex
Molecular function (GO): phenylalanine-tRNA ligase activity; magnesium ion binding; RNA binding
Source: RefSeq, a predicted model, not a curated record
ACCUCACUACUUUUUCUUAGAUUUUCUUGUAUUGGUAGGAUUUUUAUCUUUUUAGUUCUUCAAGGAAUACUUUGAAAUUAUUGCAGUAGUUUUUAAAAUAGAGUAUUUAAAAAUACAUUUAAAAUAUAAUUAAAAGAAAGCAAAAAUGCCCACAAUUGGUGUUAAAAGAGAUUUGCUGUUCACAGCUCUUGGACAAACCUACACUGAUGAAGAGUUUCAGAAAGUUUGUUUCGAGUUCGGCCUUGAACUUGAUGAAGUUACUACAGAGAAGCAAAUGAUUACUAAAGAACAAGGGGAUGAUUCACAACUCUCUCAGGGUGCUUCAGAAGAUAUAAUUUACAGAAUUGACAUACCAGCUAAUAGAUAUGACUUGUUAUGUCUUGAAGGUUUGGUAUUAGGACUUAAAAUAUUUCAAGGAAAAAUAUCUCCACCUCAAUUUAAAGCUUUAAAACCUAGUGAAGGCAGUCUGGAACAGGUGAUUGUUAAGCCAGACACUAAAAAAAUUAGACCAUUUGUAGUUGCAGCUAUAUUAAGAAACAUAACUUUUACUCAAGCUUCCUACAAUAGUUUCAUUGACCUUCAAGAUAAAUUGCACCAAAAUAUUGCUAGAAAAAGAUCUCUAGUAGCUAUAGGAACUCAUGAUUAUGACACCAUUAAAGGUCCAUUUACUUAUGAUGCGAAACCUCCUAAAGAUAUUAAGUUUGUCCCACUUAACCAGAGUAAAGAAUGUACUGCCACAGAACUUAUGACGCUUUAUUCGACUCAUGCUCAGCUGAAACAAUAUUUGCACAUUAUUAAAGAUAGUCCAGUAUACCCAGUAAUUACUGACAGUAAUGGAGUGGUGCUUUCCUUGCCUCCAAUUAUUAAUGGGGACCACUCAAAAAUUACACUUAAUACCAAAAAUGUUUUUAUUGAAUGUACUGCGACUGACUUAACAAAGGCAAAGGUCGUGCUAGAUACAAUGGUUUGUAUGUUUAGUGAAUAUUGUUUGGAAAAAUACACUUGUGAAUAUGUGGAAGUAGUAUAUCCAAGUGGGGAGACACAGUUGUACCCGGAUCUUCAGUAUAGAGAAGAAAUUAUUAAAGCUGUUAAGGCUAAUAAGUUGAUUGGCAUUAGUGAAGACAGUCAAGAAAUAGCAAACCUUUUAUCAAGAAUGUGCCUAAAAUCAGAGCUCACUAGUGGCAGUGAAAUUAGGGUAACAGUACCACCUACUAGGCACGAUGUCAUCCACGCAUGUGAUAUAUAUGAAGAUGUGGCCAUCGCAUAUGGAUAUAACAAUAUCAAAAGGACAUUACCAAAGACAAAUACAAUAGGCGAGCAACUGCCUGUUAAUAAACUCUCCGACUUGCUGAGGCACCCUGUAGCUGAAGCUGGAUUUACUGAAGCGUUGACUUUCACAUUGUGUUCGCAGGAUGACAUAUCCACAAAAUUAGGAAUAGAAUCAAUUGAUAAAGUGCUAGCUGUCCACAUUUCCAAUCCGAAAACAUUGGAAUUCCAAGUUUGUCGUACAACUCUUAUACCUGGUAUUUUGAAAACGAUUGCUGCCAAUAAAAAAAUGCCUUUGCCGAUUAAAAUUUUUGAAAUAUCUGAUGUUGUUUUAAAAGAUGCUGAUGCUGAUAUUUUACGUCAUCUACACAAAAGGAAACGUCUGAGGAAACCUUGGUUCACCGAGGAGCUGACCGACUUAGUAAAAAAGAAAAAUCGACUUUAUCACGUAUAUAAAAAGUCGAAGUUAGAAACUGACGCACUCGCCUACAAGCAAAUAAGAAAUUUGGUGUCUAAAAGUGUGAAAGUAAAGAAGCGAGAGUACUACAGAAGUAUGACUGAGGCUGACUAUUUGAAAGUAGGAGCUCGAAACGAAAGACGAGUAUGCGCAGUGAACUGCAACAAAAAUGCUGGCUUUGAAGUGGUGCAUGGGUUAUUAGAUCGAAUUAUGUUGCUUCUUGAAGUUCCAUGGUCACAGAAUAGAGGAAAUGUUGGGUAUUACUUAAAAGCUGCUGAUGAUCCUACAUAUUUCCCAGGCAGAUGUGCUGAAAUAAUUUACAACGACAAUUCCAUAGGAAAAAUUGGUGUAUUACAUCCUAAUGUGCUUACAAAGUUUGAACUGACCAAUCCAUGUUCUGUUGUAGAAUUCAGUCUGGAGCCUUUUGUCUAAUUAACAAUAAUUAAUAUUGUUAUGUACAGUGUAGUAGAGCUAUAUUAACAUCCAACUAUAGACAAAAUAUAAAGCUUUAUAAAAAAUAUAAAAAACGUUUUAUCUAUGACCUAUUAAAACUCUCAAAAAGAGAAAAAUUUGAAAUUUGAAAAGACUUGUCUUUUUACGCAAAAUUAAAGCUUUUUUGUUUCGAUUAAAAAAAGAAUAUAUAAAGAAAUAUUGCAAUUUUUUAUACAACUUAAUAUUUUGUUGCCAAUCUUCAUACACAAUGGUUAAAAAUAUAUUAAUUUAUGGCAUUUAACUUUGUAUAAGAAUAAAAUGUAUAACAUGAAAUUGUUUCAAAAAGAUCUAUAUUAAAAAUAUUUGUAACUUAUACUUA